UCCCAUUCCCAUUCCCAAUCCCCAUUCCCAAUGGGAAUUCUCUGGAAUUCUCUCCCGCAGGGCUCAGUGGUGGUGGAACGCGUGUGGCCGGUGCCAGAUCCCCAUUCCCAAUCCCCAUUCCCAAUCCCAUUCCCCCUGGGAAUUCCCUGGAAUUCUCUGGAAUUCUCUCCCGCAGGGCUCGGUGGUGGUGGAGCGCGUGUGGCCGGUGCCAGAUCCCCAUUCCCACUGGGAAUUCCCAAUCCCAUUCCCAAUCCCAUUCCCAAUCCCCAUUCCCAAUCCCAUUCCCAAUCCCCAUUCCCCCUGGGAAUUCUCUGGAAUUCUCUCCCGCAGGGCUCGGUGGUGGUGGAGCGCGUGUGGCCGGUGCCAGAUCCCCAUUCCCCCUGGGAAUUCCCUGGAAUUCCCUGGAAUUCUCUCCCGCAGGGCUCGGUGGUGGUGGAGCGCGUGUGGCCGGUGCCGCUGGCCCGGCUGGGAGCGGCUCCCCGGUUACACCCGCGCCGGCACCGCGUCUUCCGCCUGGUGCGGGACGGGAAGCACCUGCCCCGUUCCCGCAUGGAGCUGCUCCUGACCCGCUCCGUGCAGGGCGUGGGGCGCCGUGGGGACGUGGUGAGCGUGGGGCGGCGCCUGGGCAGGAACCGGCUGCUCCCGCAGGGCCUGGCCGUGUACCCGAGCCCGGAGAACCUGCGGGUGUUCCAGGAUCAGGAGAAGGUCAGCGCCUCCCGGAACCUUCCGGAACCUUCUGGAACCUUCCUGAACCUUCCUAAACCUUCCUGAACCUCCCAGAACCUUCCUGAACCUUCUGGAACCUCCCGGAACCUUCUGGAACCUUCCUGAACCUUUCCAAACCUUCCCGAACCUCCCAGAACCUUCCAAACCUUCCUGAACCUUCCUGAACCUCCCAGAACCUUCCAAACCUUCCUGAACCUUCCAAACCUUCCGGAACCUUCCUGAACCUUCCGGAACCUUCUGGAACCUUCCCAAACCUCCCAGAACCUUCCAAACUUUCCCAAACCUUUCCAAACCUUUCAAACCUUCCUGAACCUUCCAGAACCUUCCUGAACCUUCCAAACCUUCCCGAACCUUCCAGAACCUUCCAAACCUUCCUGAACCUUCCGAACCUUCCUGAACCUUCCUGAACCUUCCUGAACCUCCCAGAACCUUCUGGAACCUUCCUGAACCUUCCGGAACCUUCCAAACCUUCCUGAACCUUCUGGAACCUUCCUGAACCUCCCAGAACCUUCCAAACCUUCCUGAACCUUCCUGAACCUUCCAAACCUUCCUGAACCUUCCAAACCUUCCUGAACCUUCCUGAACCUUCCGGAACCUUCCUGAACCAUCCAGAACCUUCCGGAACCUUCCAAACCUUCCUGAACCUUUCCAAACCUUCCCAACCUUCCCAAACAUUUCCAAACCAUCCGGAAUCUUCCUGAACCUUUCGGAACCUUCCAAACCUUCCAAACCUUCCUGAACCUUCCUGAACCUUCCCAAACCUUCCCAAACCUAUC
Cyanistes caeruleus (blue tit) is the source of this 1502-nucleotide messenger RNA. The record is from RefSeq and is a predicted model, not a curated record. NCBI's taxonomy places the organism in Eukaryota, Metazoa, Chordata, Aves, Passeriformes, Paridae.